Leptopilina heterotoma is the source of this 4675-nucleotide messenger RNA. It is a transcript of the gene tinc, whose product is annotated as protein tincar. Lineage: Eukaryota; Metazoa; Arthropoda; Insecta; Hymenoptera; Figitidae. Bases 147 to 4055 code for a protein of 1302 amino acids. The transcript is spliced from 14 exons. The record is from RefSeq and is a predicted model, not a curated record.
AUUCCCUCGGUGGCCGCAAGCCCUAAAGCGCCAUCUUCACUUUACUGGUGCACUCAUCCUCAAAGAUGCUAGAGCUUCGAACUAAUUACCCGGAAGAGGCCUACUCGAAACUUUAGACACCCCACGUCGCCAACACUCGGGGCAAAAUGUCGAUGACUGGAAGUUUGAUGGGUUAUGAGAAUAACAACGAGGUAAAUCAAGCCAAGUGUAAAAAGCCACUGAAACCACUUCCGGUGGUGACCAGUGUCAACGCAAGCGGGGUCACGACUGCAACCAGGUCUAGAAAAUCCAGACAAUCACAAAAGAGAGAAUCUUGCACGAGGUUCCAUGUAAACAGCCUCUGGUCUGUUUGGUAUGGAAUUAUAGCUGUUACUCUUCAAGCUUACAUUGCCACCAGAUGCGUGAAACGUUUCACAGCUUAUUUAUCACUACCAUGGCCUGUAGAAGCACCGCCGCCAAAAAUGGAGAUUCACGCUUGUCUGGUUUUAGUUGGAACGGGAAUGUUUUUACUUCUUGUACUGCUGGCAACUGCAGUCUUCAAAGUGGGCAAUCUCGCCAACGAUGGAAUAAAACUUGGUCGACAUUUGAGUGCCUGCUCACGUGAUCCACCCUCGUCCGUUCUCACCAAUAAUCCUGAUACAGGACUGGCAAAUAAUUUAUGGAGACAUGGUGGUCCAACUGCGGCGUUUGUUCAUCUUUGCACGGCCAUGUGCUUUCUUCUACCCUCGCUGCUCAUGGAGGCAAGACUAAUCCACGCUGGAUUUCUGCCAAAAGAAGCGAUAUGGAGGACGGACCUCGAUUGGGUGAUGAUUCAUCACGAUCGAUUGGUAUUACUUGGCUUUAUGAAUCCACCAAAUAAUAUGAGUCAGAUAACGCCGCAGCCUUACGUGACGUCGACACCAUUUCGAAAUUCCAAUGAGGAUCGUGAAAAUAGUUCAUCGACAUUUCACGAGAGUACAUGGGACUCGUUUAAUGAUGAAGUGGAAGAAAAUACGAAGCAAACGACAUUUUUACUGCCACACUGGACGUCGACAUCGAUUGGUGAUAGAAUUAUUAAUUUAACUACUGAUCGAAGUAGUACAUUAACGACGACGACGACGACAACAACAACAAAUGUUGAAGGAUCGUCGAGAAAAUUUGGCGAUAAUGAUGGAGAGAUGACAACCACGUUUGGUUCGAAAUUUCCGUCAAAAGUGCCAGUGACGACAAUGACGUCGAGCACAACGAGAAAACCGACACAGAGAAUUAUUGCUAGAAGUAAUUCGAUGAAAAAUCGUGCUAAGAAGCAGGGGAGCAAAAUGGGAGGGAGGAAUUUUCACGGGGGAAAUAUGACUGGACAGAGUCUUCCAUUGACGUUCAAUAGUUUGUCGGAUUUGGAUCAUCCGGAGCAUUUGAAUUUGGAAUUUAAUCCUAACGAGGGUUAUGGAAAUAUUACAAUUACCCUGGAAUAUUUGAAUUACGCGAUGGCUCUUGGCGUUUACUCAGUGAGAUAUCCAGCUGUCUUCUGGUCCUGUAACAAAGCGCUUGGCACCAUUUUCAGUCUACAGCUAGUUGUGAACUCCGCCCAGAGCUUAUUGGCUUUUACAGGAAUGUCCGUCCUUUACAAGGUUCAGGUGGUCGGACCACUGAAGGUAUUACCUUACCUUCGACAUCGAGCCAUUUCAACUGCCACAACAACGAUUUCCAAACUUUUUGGUCACUCGUUUUUUCUCCUAAAUCCUCACGCGACCCUAGGACUUUUUGCACUCUCAUCUCUAUUGGUACUUUGCUCCAGUAUGGUGAUGUAUCUCUACGCCCACGGAAGAUUUAUGGCGUUCUUGAAUCAGGAACGAGAGAGACGAGUGAUUAUAUUAAAGGAGGGACGUUAUGGAAAUGGCUGGGGCUAUAUAACACAUUGUGCAGCGCUCUGCGUCUUUCUUGCGAUUGCAUUUUGCAGUGCUCCACUGCUAUCGGACUUUGUUGUUGUGUAUCGUGGUAGUUUAGAUGGUGCAGUGUUAGUUUGCAUAAUUAGUACUGUUCUUCAUCUCUUCCUGUGGUUAAUAUUGUGGAUUUUUUUAAUAAUUAAGCAAAAGUGGAUUUUUAAAUUACGCGUUACAGUUGGUCGGGCAACGGUUAGAUCGGCGCGAUCCGUUAAAUUGGUAACGGAUGUUGAUCUACUUUCGGCGAGAGACGAGGAGGAUGGUACAACUGCUCCAUUAUUGGUGGUUGGUAAUGGUCGAACUUAUACCAUUGCCGACACUUCGCCGAAAAAGGCAAUUAUGAGUGUUAUACAGAAAGCUGCAAUGGAACGAAAAGCUCGGGGUCAAGGACUAAAUGGCGAUUCAGUGGACGGUGAAUCAGCGGCUGAUGGUGCCGAGCAAAUCUAUUGGCUGCGGCCAAAAUUUAGGCCCUCACCAACUCAAUCGCCCAAUGAUGGAGUGACGGCAACAACUGGAGAUAAGGGUUGGCUGAACAAGAAACUCAAGCCAAAAGUCACCUUUAACGACCUGCCUAGUACGUCAGGCUCGCGUAAUAAGGGAAAAGCCAGACGAGGUGUCGCUGAUGGUGGACCCGACGAUGAUGGAGACUACGCCACGUUACGUGAAUUACCAUUGAUGACAUCGUUGGACCCCGCUGAUGAUUCCACUUCUGAAGAAAAUAAGUGGGGAAGGUGGCUGGUAUCUCAUAGGACUGGUAUUCCUAAGUUUACAGAUCACGUGUCUUGGCAGCUUCUGGAGUGUGUUAACGACGAUCAAGUGACAUACUACGCAAGCGGUAACCGCGAUCUUCAACCUUCAGAGGGUGAUCCCUCCCCUCUUCUCACCCCUGACCCUUUGCCUGAUCCUGCUUCGGAGCCACUUCCGCUACCGCCGCCAACUCCGACUUCCGAACCAUCCACCGAAGUCGCCUCAGCACCCUUAAUUACUAACGCCCAGGUGAAUGGAGGUCAAACGCCACGCUGUCUACGUCGUGCCGAUUCAGGAAUGCCACACGACGAAUUAACACCACGCUCUGACUCAUCAAAUUCACCGCCCCUCGACGUGGGAAUAAAUUCCACCGGUCACAAUAGUAAUACAAGUACCAACAGUGAAACAUCAAGUGGCGUUCACAGUAACGCAAGUAACGCAAGUAACGCCUCAAGUUCCCAAAGACGAGCAACAAGCGUCGACGAUCUCACCGGUGAACCACGCGAGGAACCCCAAUGGCGCAGUUGCUCCCUACAACGUGGCGUUCAACCACCAACUGCCAAUACCGUAUUCCCCCCUCCCCCACCACCCCUCAAUCAUCAUCAUCAUCAUCACAAUCACAAUCACAAUCUCAACAACAAUAAUAAUCGAACAAACGUUAAUAAUUUCUCCCCCCAAUAUGUGAAUCACAAUGCCCUCUAUAAUGGUGGUGGUGGGGAAAUGGUUGUCGCCGGUUGUCCAGCGGUGAUACUUGAGAAUACAAACGAGGCGACAGUCGUUAUACGUCGACGAUCAUCACGUACAAAACUCAGCGAACCCCUUAAUCACAAUGAGGAGCCAUUUGGUCGUUCGACAAAUAUGCGAAUGACCUCAUUCACCGAGAAUACUGAUUUACGUUCAAUUCAAGCUUCCUCGGCAACAUUACCUCAUUAUCCCACACAACCAAUGGUAACUUAUCCACAUUGCUCGACAAUGCCAUUGCCACAUGCAUCGCACAGUAUGUCAAAUGGUACGAGUGCCAAUGGUAUUAGCGGUGGUUCAGGUAGUUGUGGUUCAGUAUCGCGAAACGUCAAUAAUUUACCAUCUGUCGUGCAACACACAAGCAUUCCAUCGCACACGACAUUACCCUCACAUCAUAAUGGCGUGAGAUUAAUUCCAGGCAAUGGUGGUGCAACAUCAUCAUCAUCAUCAACAAAUCCAUUUGUUAAACGCUUCCCAAAUGUUUCCGUUCAUACACAGGGCUGGGCCCUACCUGGACAUCAUACCUUUCCACAAUUGGCUCUCGGGCAAAAAUUACCAACAACUGCACAAAUUAGACAGAGUGAUCGUGAUUCUGCUAAUUUCUCAAUGGCAAGCAGUGGCGAUUCCGAUACUUGUCUACCGCAUUAAAAUUAGAUUUUAUAAUCAUCAUCAACAUCAUCGUUCUGUAAUUUUUAAGAGAGUUUAAUAAUGAAAUUAAUGAGAGUUCUCAUUUUCUUGGUGAUUGAUUCUCUAUUCACUGUGAAAUGAAAGGUACUAAUUUAGUACCAAUUUUAAUUACUAAAUCGUAAUUUGGUUCUGUUUCAAUACCCAAAAUCAGCUCUAAGUUAAAACCUUUUUUUACAGUGUUGAAUUACAAAAUUUAUUGUAAAUCAAAUUUUUCUUUUUUUUUAUUUAUUUUCUGAAUUUUUACCAAGGAGAUUUAUCAAUUUUCAAAAAACAUGUUCCCAAAGUCGAAUCAAUAUUCAAACAGAGCUAAUUAUUGAAUUUAAAAAUUUAGUGUUGCACUUCGAAUACGAGUCUCCUCUCGAAGAACCGAGAAUCUCGAGAAAAAAAUAAUUAAAACAAUUGAAUAUGUUAUAUUUGCAUUUCUUUUCUUUUAUGAAAGGACAGAGUCUCGUCGUGCAUCUCUAUAAAAAUUGAUCCCAACUUUUAAAUUGGGACAAGUUUCUGAUAAUAAUUGAUUGAAAAAGAAAUUUACAACCUAGAAUCAAAUUUAUUUUAUCAGGAUUCAGGAAUAAUAAUUAUUA